Molecule: messenger RNA, 2001 nt
Organism: Poecilia latipinna (sailfin molly)
Lineage: Eukaryota; Metazoa; Chordata; Actinopteri; Cyprinodontiformes; Poeciliidae
Gene: wash1
Product: WAS protein family homolog 1
Exons: 11
Coding region: 146-1564 (472 amino acids)
Biological process (GO): exocytosis; Arp2/3 complex-mediated actin nucleation; retrograde transport, endosome to Golgi
Cellular component (GO): recycling endosome; early endosome; WASH complex
Molecular function (GO): gamma-tubulin binding; alpha-tubulin binding
Source: RefSeq, a predicted model, not a curated record
CAGCACCACAGUUUGACGUUGUCAUGUGAUACAAUGUUGCGGAAGUCCAGAUAUUACGUCUCGUAAAAUCAAGUAGCUGUGCAAAAAUAACCGAAAGCUUAAGCUAAUUAUCAAAUACAUCUUUUGUCGCCGUCAAACACGACCCAUGGUCAGGAUGACACAGAGGCACUGCCUGGAGGGCCAGGUAUACUCGGUGCCUCUCGUUCAGCCUGAGCUGAGGCGAGAGGAGGCUGUUCUUCAGAUUGCAGAUUCACUGCUGUACUUAGAGGUUAUUUCUACAGACAUUUUCAGAAGGGUCUCUGAAAGUGUAGAGAAGAACCGGCGCCAGCUGCAGAGCGUCUCUGACCGGAUCAGACUAGCUCAGGCCCGUGUUGACAAGAUUAAGGGCAGUAAAAAGGCCACCAAGGUUUUCUCCAGUGCCAAGUACCCUGCCCCAGACCGGCUCCAGGACUACUCCUCCAUCUUUACCGGAGCUGCAGAUCCUUCCUCUCAAACCCAGCCUCGCCGCAAGAUACAGAAUAAACUUCGGCCUUUUGAUGAGAAGGCCUGGCAGGAGAAGUUAACAUAUUUCCCAGUGUGUGUGAGCAAUAAGAAGAAGGCUGAGGAUGAGACAGAAGAGGGAUUGGGCAGUCUUCCGCGAAACAUCUCAUCCGUCAGCUCUCUGUUGCUCUUCAACACCACAGAGAACUUAUAUAAAAAGUAUGUGUUCCUUGACCCUCUGGCUGGAGCCGUGACAAAAACACACCAAACUCUGGAGACGGAAAAAGAGGAGAAACCAUUUGAUGCCCCGUUGUCGAUUACAACAAGAGAGCAGAUGGAGAGACAGACAGCUGAAAGUUAUUUUUACGUGCCAGACCUGGGUCAGGUGCCUGAGAUAGAUGUGCCGUCCUACUUGCCUGACCUUCCAGGUAUUGCAGACGAUCUGUCAUACAGCGCAGAUCUUGGACCUGGAUUCGCCCCAUCAGGACCCACUCUCAACAUCCCAGAGCUGCCCUCCUUCUCUGGGGAGGGCGUUUCACCAGGCCCUGAGCUCCAAAAUAAUCUUCCACCGCCCCCCCCCCCUCCCCCCCCCCCCCCCUCUGAGCCUGCCCUCCCUCCCACUGCUCCUUCAGGAGCUCCUCCUCCUCCGCCUCCUCCACCUCCUCCUACCAUAGAGAUCCCCGUGGAAGCUACUCCAACGCCAAGCUCAGGCCCUGUGUCUGGCGCGCCGAGCGAGGUGGUGCAGCCAUCAGAUGGGCGCGCCAGUCUGCUGGAGUCCAUCCGCAACGCCGGGGGCAUCGGCAAAGCCAAGUUACGUAACGUUAGUGAACGCAAGAUGGAGAAGAAGAAACAAAAAGAGCAAGAGCAAGCUGUUGGAGCAGCAUCUAGUGGUGGAGACUUUAUGUCCGAUCUCUUCAAUAAACUCGCCAUGCGCCGGAAAGGAAUUUCAGGGAAAGGCCCAGCAGGUGGAGAGUCGGCUGAAAAUCCCGCUGGUAGCGGAGGUGCAUUCGCCAGGAUGUCAGACGUCAUCCCACCCCCACCCGCCCCACAUUCAGCGGCGGAUGACGACGAUUGGGAAGCAUAACAUGGUGGACAGUGAUCGGCACGAAACAUACUUUUUUUUUUUUUUUAUUGAAGAACUGGCAUAUUAUUUACAUAACGUAAAAGACGUAAAUAGCCAAAAAGAAAUGGUAGCUGGCUAAAUAAUUUCACAAGACAUUUGCAGCUGUAAUGAAAUAAAUAUAACAGACUGAAAUAACUUCACAUUUUUAUUAAAUUCCAAAUAUCUAGAAAAACCUAUGAAAAAAACAUUUAGCGAGGAGGCUUUGAAUUACAUAGCACUGUCCUUAAAAUAUUUACAUUUUCUAGAAGAAGUCAUCAUUGCUGAGUCUGCCUAGUAGCAGUUAACAGAAACUAGCUUUCAAUCGCUAACAUGCUGACUAAAACCUGAGAACAUUUUGGUGAACAAUGGAGAACCUGACAUGUUUUAAAUGUAAAAUAAAGAGAACAUGAAAACAAAAA